This is a messenger RNA of Penicillium salamii, 1638 nucleotides long. Lineage: Eukaryota; Fungi; Ascomycota; Eurotiomycetes; Eurotiales; Aspergillaceae. The record is from the annotation of a GenBank genome assembly.
AUGCAUCCAGAUAUCCCCGCCAUUGAUACAUGGGAUUGUCUGUUCGAAAGAACAGAAAAGCCUUUCCCAGAUGAUCACAUUAUCUUCAAAUCGCCAUCAGGAGUCCGAACAUACAACGACAUUCGCUCUCGAGCGCAGAACUUUGGCGCUCACUUACAGAGUAAAUGGAAAUGGAGCAAAGGAGAUGUUCUCCUAACAUUCUCACCGAAUUAUCUCGAUGCACCACCAGUCUAUUGGGGCUGUCAUUGGGCAGGAGGAAUAGUCUCCCCUGCCAACCCGACCUACACAGCCGAUGAACUAAAGUAUCAGAUCAUCGACAGUAACGCAAAGGCAAUAGUGGUGCAUGUAUCUCUCCGCGAAACUGCACUCGCCGCUUCAAAGCUGGUGGGGUUCCCAACUUCCAACAUCUGGGUGAUGGGGGCUUCUUCCUCAGUCGCGGAUUUGCAGCAUGUCGAAUCGAUGCUAUCAGUUCCAACCACAGCUGGAUCACGUCCAACGAUUAACCCUGCUAUCGACACGGCCUAUUUGGUGUACUCUUCCGGCACGACCGGAAGCCCAAAGGGCGCAAUGGUUACCCAUACAAACGUCGUGGCAGAUAUCAUUCUCCAAAGGCAUGUUGAAGGCGAACACCUCGACUGGAAGAAAGAUCGGUUCCUUGCAUUGAUACCGACGUAUCAUAUCUUCGGAUUAAUAUGCCUGGUGCAUUUCCCAGCCCUAAUGGGACUCCAGACGGUUAUCAUGGAGAAGUUCUCUGUCAAUGAAUUUCUGAAAAAUGUCAAAAAGGAAUCCAUCACCCAUGUCUACGUCGCUCCACCCAUUGUCUUGUACCUUGCCAAGAACCCCUCGAUGACUCGUGAGCACCUCUCGUCCCUCAGAAUGGUGACCUCUGGCGGUGCUCCACUAGCUCCAGAUCUGAUUCGAACGGUAUACGACCGUCUCAAGAUCCCAGUCCGCCAGGCCUUCGGUCUAACAGAAUCAACAGCCGUGGCUCACAUCCAGAGAUGGAACCAGUGGAGGGAAGCCAUGGGCUCAAACGGACCACCCAUGCCAACAGUCGAGGUGAAAUUCAUCAACGAGGAAGGCUCCCAGAUCCACGAAGGGGAGGGCGAACUAUGUCUUCGAGGACCGACGAUUUUCCGCGGAUACCACAACAAUGCUGAGGCGACUGCUCGAUCUAUCACUCCGGAUGGGUGGUUCAUGAGUGGCGAUGUCGGAUACCAGGAUCAGGACGGCAAUCUUUACAUCACAGAUCGACUGAAAGAUCUGAUCAAGUUUAAGGGGUUUCAGAUUCCGCCAGCUGAGAUAGAAGGUGUUCUGCAUGAGCAUCCGCUUGUUCAUGAUGCUGCCGUGAUUGGGGUUUUUGUUCCAGAGAUCGCGUCUGAAGUCCCGCUUGCGUAUGUUGUUCUUGCGAAGACUACCCAGUCACCGGAGCAGGUGGCGCGGGAGUUGUUGGCUCAUGUCGCGGAGAAGCUUACGGUCCAGAAGAGGAUUCGGGGUGGUAUUAUUCCCAUUGCUGAAAUUCCGAAAGGGCCAUCUGGUAAGAUUCUCAAGCGGGUUCUGAGGGCCAGGGCUGAGGGUGUUGAUAAAUGGAAAGCGCUUGGUGCUGCUAUCUAUGAUGAGCGUUCUUCCAAGCUAUGA